Camelina sativa (false flax) is the source of this 1161-nucleotide messenger RNA. RefSeq lists its product as uncharacterized. NCBI's taxonomy places the organism in Eukaryota, Viridiplantae, Streptophyta, Magnoliopsida, Brassicales, Brassicaceae. The record is from RefSeq and is a predicted model, not a curated record.
GAUGUUAACAUUUUAAAUAGAAACUCUACCUUGCUAAGUGCUAAAGCUUAACCAGACAAGAAAAAAAACUAAAAAUUAGAAAACAUUUCAUAGCAUCAAAGCUUCUAUGUAGGAUAACUGUUCUGUGUAACGAAAACAACACAUGGGAAACCUCAAGUCUCUCGCUCUCUUGGCUUUGCUUUUCUCUCUCUCCCUCGCUGUUUUUGCGGACACAUCCACUGAUGCCACACAUGCUAAGGAUGAAGUGAAGCCAAGUACUGAAGCAACCGAUGGUGUAGAGCCCCAGCAAGGCUGGGGUGGUGGUGGUUGUAGGUACGGAUGUUGCGGUGGCUGGUGGGCUGGACGGUGCAGAUACUGUUGCAGCAGUCAAGCUGAGGCCAACGUUAACGAGGUUGUGGAAACUGUUGAACCACAGCAAGGCUGGGGUGGUGGUGGUUGUAGGUACGGAUGUUGCGGUGGGUGGUGGCGUGGACGGUGCAGAUACUGUUGCAGCAGCCAAGCCGAGGCCAACGUUAACGAGGUUGCGGAAACUGUUGAGCCUCAGCAAGGCUGGGGUGGUGGUGGUUGUAGGUAUGGAUGUUGCGGUGGGUGGUGGCGUGGACGAUGCAGAUACUGUUGCAGCAGUCAAGCCGAGGCCAACGUUAACGAGGUUGUGGAAACUGUUGAACCACAGCAAGGCUGGGGUGGUGGUGGUUGUAGGUAUGGAUGUUGCGGUGGGUGGUGGCGUGGACGGUGCAGAUACUGUUGCAGCAGUCAAGCCGAGGCCAAGAAGGUUAUGGAAACAGUGGAGCCCCAGCAACGCCGUGGAUGUAGGUUAUACGGUUGCUGUGGAAGCUUUACAACUGGACGGUGCACUGCUUGUUGUUCCAAGCCGAUGGCCACGGAGAAAGUGAAGAAGAAAGAAGAAGCUAAGCCAUGAUUUGGCGUAUAACACAAACCCUCUAUGUUUGUAUGCAUGCAAUGCAUGGUUAAUUACCGGUACGUACGUAUGUCAAAAUAAAAGAAAUAUAGUGCUUAAUCCUAGGAAGGUACCUAGAGCUCGAUCAAUAAAUAAAUAAAAACUGUUGGUUCAUAUAAUACGUAUUUUGUUAUGUACUCGACUUUUCUCGUGGAUGUUAUAAAUAAUAACAACCGUUUUAAUAUCAAUCAUGCAUUAUAAUA